Molecule: messenger RNA, 1007 nt
Organism: Cylas formicarius (sweet potato weevil)
Lineage: Eukaryota; Metazoa; Arthropoda; Insecta; Coleoptera; Brentidae
Product: VID27-like protein
Exons: 5
Coding region: 155-880 (241 amino acids)
Source: RefSeq, a predicted model, not a curated record
GUUUUUAUAGUCUGUUGCCAUUUUGGUGGUUGGCGCUUCCAGCAAAAGCCGCGUUCUUUAUAGACGCUAUUGAAGAUAACGCUUCUAUUGGAAAUAAGGGAGAAUUUGAGACGAUCCCUUUUAUCUUUUUAGUUACUGCAUUGAAUUGAGAAAAAUGAGUAGAAGGCAGAGUUCGGAAAACGAGGACGACCCAGAACCCUUUCAAAGUUCAGGGGAUGAAUGGGACUUGGAGCAAGCCAAAUUGGAAGAGUCGGGUAGGAGAAAGUCAUCACGUUUAACUAAGAAACCAAAAAGGGCAGUGGUUGAUGAGAGUGUUAGUGAGAGUGAAGAGAGUGAGGAGAUUUCUUCUGACGAAGAGCAAAAUGAAAAGAAAAGAAAAGUCAAAAAGCAAAUUAAAGCCAGCCCAAAAAAGCAAAAAGUUAUAAACGAGAGUGACCAAUCUAAUGAUAAAACUGAGGAUAACAACUCUAAGAAAGAAUCAGAGAUAGCCUCUACAGACUCUGACUCAUCGAGAAACGCAACCGCUGUUUCUAAUGUAGGACGGGCGGUUCCUCGAAAAUUUGUCCCAAAGACCAUUUUUUCUGAAGAUUAUGCGACGGGCUCUUUUGUAAUUCUCAAGAAAGACGCUCAGGUGGGUGACCCCAGCAAGCAUCCUUGCAUCUGGAGAAUAGAUGGCAAAGCGUUACUGCAGAAGUAUGAGGCCUUUGAUGAAGAUGAUAAAGUCAGGCAUAAAAAUACAUCAAUUUAUACCGGAUGGUCUCCUUUAGAUAAAGACCUUUACGCUCCCAUCACAGUGGAUGUGGUUCGUCACAACAAUAAUAACCUAACUGUCGAAGUACACUGGGACAAAGUGAAUAUCAUAAAUGCAGAUAGUGACUAAGCCGAUUAAUAAUGUUUGAAUUAUGAGUACAGACUAUUACAAUUUUUUUUAGAAUUGUUUUGUGAAGCAUUAAUGUCUUACCACAAUUUAAGGUUCACUUAUUUGAUAAAAUAAUGUUUUAAUAGAU